AUGGACGAGCAGCAGCUGAGCCAGCUGAGCGUCGUGUGCGAGCAGGCGGUCGUCCAGGGCUCGUCUGGCGCGCUCGCGCAGAUCAACGAGUUCUUUGCAACGGACGUGCUUUCCAAGUGCGAGCUCGUGCUCAGGUCGGACGGCAGCGGCGAGUACGGCCAUGUCGUCGCUGCGACCGUCCUCCAUGACUACCUCCUCGAGCACGAUGCCAUUCUCUCCAUCGACAUCAAAAUUGGCAUCCGUGGAUUCUUGCUGUCGUUCUUGUCAUCGCAUCCCACGGCAACAAUCGCGCAGCCGUACAUUGUCAAGUGCUACUGCCUGAUCACGCGAAUCGGAUGGUUUGAAAUUGCAGCGGGACAACUGCAGCCUGCGUUUCAGAACGUGCUUGGCGAUCUCGAGCCGUUGCUUGGAACAGAGCAGUACCACUCGCUCGGGCUGCAAAUCCUGACAGACCUGGUCGUCUCAGUGAGCCAGCCACUGACCGGGUUUCAGAGACACAAGAAAGUCUUGUUUGACUUUCGAGACGUUGCGCUUCUUGGCAUCUUUACGGCAGCUCUCGAAGAGCUGUCUCAAUUCACACACAGGCCAUUUGUGCCAGAAUCUGACACAGAACUCUGUUUGUUGCUGUUAGGCCUGGUUAAGGCGUGCCUGUCGUACGACUUUAACGGCACAGCGUUGGACGAUGCGGCUGAGGACGAGCACGUUGCGCAUCUACCAAACUCAUGGAAUGCCAUUAUUGCACAACCGGCGUUGGUCAACAUGUUCUUUGGAUUGUAUAGCGGGUAUCCACACCAAGUCACCAUCGCUGCAAUGUCAUGCAUCUCCCUCCUUGUAUCCUGCCGGUCGUCGUUGUUUUCCACUGCGGAUGAGCGAAUGGCAUUUCUCGGCCGUGUCUUGGAUGGCAUCCGACACAUUCUCUUCCAUCAAGAGGAACUCGCAAAUGUUGAAAUUUACCAGCAGUUUUGUCGAAUGCUCUUCUUGCUCAAGCGGAACCACCAGCUCGCCGACAUUGCAGCUGUUGAGGCGUACCCAGAUGUGAUAGAAAUGACGUGCAAGUUGACAGUGGCCAGUUUCCAAGACUGGAAGUGGUCCAGCAACAGCGUUUUUCAUCUUCUUAGUUUAUGGCACCGGCUGGUUGGAUCGAUGAAUUUUGCACGUCGGCCCCACAAGUUGGAGGAGUAUGUGCCACAGAUCGCAGACGCUUAUAUCGACGUCCAUUUGAAGAACGAGUUCCUCAUUUCUCAAAAUGCCGACGAGCACCCGCUCGACUCGAUGGAGAAUUUGGUCGAGGAGCUGGACAUGUUUGCUGCGCUGGGUCGAUUCGACUAUGAUCGAACGCGCAGACUGCUCGAGCAGCAUUUGAUAAGCGUCAUUGCGUCCUAUUCGGGCUUGGUGAACUCCUUCCAACACGCCGCAGUCGGUCAGAUUGGGCAGGAGGCGCUCAAUGUGAUUAAUGGGGCUGUUGCAUCUGCAAUGCCGCCGCGCUUUCCGCCUCGCAAGACUGCGGCGAAUGUCAAGGGCGCUGGCUUCAAGUUGUCCGGCAGCGCUGGUGCGUCCGCGUCCAACGGUGCCGGCGGAAUGUCCCAGAACGGUUUGGCACGGGGCCGGAUUAGUCCAUUCGAUGUGCCCUUCUGCACCACGACAUUUGCGGUUGAAUCCAUGGGUGCAGACUUCCAGCAGCAGCUGUACCUCGACGAGACUCGAAUUGUCUGGCUCGUCAUGAUGAUUGGCGCGCUGAUCGGAGGGCGUCCGAAAAUUACCAAGGUGACCGAGAGCACGGAUGGGCACAAUGGGGACUUGGCCUGCCUCGUCUUCCGUGUCCUUCAAAUGGCCCACAACCGCACCUCCCUGGACACCACGGGGGCCGAUCGGCUCGAGUGCGCCUUUUUAUUCUUCUUCCGGAAUGUGCGCAAGGUUUACUUGACCAUGGAAUUGGCGGCGUCCCAGUCUGCUUCAGCGCUCGUGGCCAUCCCUCCAACUGUCGGUUCAUCCACGCCGCGCUUGAAUGAAUUCUUUGAGCGCACAAAGCAGCACCUGAGCUUGGCCUCUGUGGAGAGCCUUCUCGAUGUCAUUCUCAACAACAUUAUCUUCAACAUCCGCCGAUGGCCUGAUUCCGACGAUGUCAUCCAGCGCACGAUGGAGCUCUUCAAGGAGAUGGCGCUGGCAAUCAACACGAACGUUGUGUGCUCUCGAAUCGAAGCGGUGCAGUAUCUCGUCAAUUCAUCGCUCGGAGCGGCGUUCGAGUUUUUGCAGCCCAUCGAGGCCAAGUUUCGACAAACCUUCUUUGAGGCCCUCAUCCGCCUUGCCAUGCUCAACACGGGGGGCUACGAUGACGUUCGGCUUGAGCGAUUCUUGUUGCACUUUGAUCAGCUCUUCGAUGACGUGAUCAACAAGCUCCAAACCGCUGGUGCUCUCCAGCAAGAGGAGCUGCGCCACCAAGUCGUUUGCCUUGCUCGGGAUCUCACUGGCGUGGUGAGCGCCUUUUCGAAAAAGAGCCAUUUCAUGCUGCUGUUUGAGUGGAUUCAACCGGUCUAUUUAUCCGUGUUCAGUGCCGCACUUGAAGAUAGCGACGACCCACAGUUGAUCGUGCCCAUCUUGAAGCUUUUCGUGGAACUCUGCACCAACACUGGUCAACGGAUUGUGUUUGACACAACGUCGCCGGGAGGAGUGCAUCUAUUUCGCGAAAUGUCUCGCGUUUUGAGCCUCUGUGCUCGCAAAUUUGUGGGAGUGAAUGCUUCUAACAUAGAUUCAAGUUACCUCUUCGAGUACAAGUACAAGAGCUGCAUCCACUGCUUUGCGCUGAUUCGUAAUGCUCUGGCGGCCAAUUUCGUCAACCUCGGAGUCAUGACCUUGUAUCACGACGACUCGGUUGAGACAGCGCUUGUUUCCUUCCUCCAGCUGAUGAGCUCCAUUCCAACCACGGACCUGGUCAGCAUCCCGAAACUAACCAAAAACUUUUUCUCGGCGCUCGACUACUUCCUUCAAGACCUCACAAGCUACCUGUUUGUGAUGCCUGUCACGUUGUACAUUUCCGUGCUCGGCUGCGUCGAAGAAGGCCUGAAACACAUUGACCGGGAUGUGCGGGACCUGUGUUGUCGGAUUGUGGAGAACAUCACCGGCUACGUCCAUCGUCACAUGUCACGCGAAAAGCCGAGCACCGACCGCUCACAAAUCGAGCAACUUCUUGCUCAAGCCCCUCAAGCACUGCCUCAUGUUCUCGAGCUGAUUCUCAACAUGAUCUUUUAUGACACCGAUCGGGGAUGCCACAUGCUUUGGCGGCCGUUGCUCGGAUUGAUUUUACUCUUUGAAAAGGAGUAUGUGCAAAUUCGCGAUCUGUUGAUCGAAUCGUCCCCUCCCGCCCGCGUGCAUAUCGCUCGUGCUGCUUUUGAAAAGCUCAUGGCCGACAUCGAACCAGACCUGACCUUGCGCACAAAGGAUCGGUUCAAUGCCAACCUGCAACACAUGCGAGCAGCUCUCCGUCAAGGCGUUUCCGUUCGCGACGCGACGGCGUUUGGAACGACAAUUGUUUCGUCCCCCUUGGAAGGCCUCGGCAUGUUCGAUGGCGGCACCAUGCAAGCACAGCAGCACGUCCACCUUCUGCAUAACGCAGAGUACGGCACGAACGCCCAGGCCAGUCCGCGAUUUUAUCAGGGUGCAGGGGCAACCACUAUGUCCUGAGUGCAAAAUAUGCAAAAUAGGUGGUUGGUUGUAACGCCCAUCGCCUCGACUCUCGGGGCACCAAUGUUUGUGGGUUGUUCCAUUAUGUCAGGUCGUGAACGAAAACUUGACAGCAUAACAUUUACUUUUUUUUUUUUUUAAUACACACAUGUCACACG
Messenger RNA from Capsaspora owczarzaki ATCC 30864, 3836 nucleotides. RefSeq lists its product as hypothetical. NCBI's taxonomy places the organism in Eukaryota, Filasterea, Ministeriida, Capsasporidae. Gene Ontology annotation, molecular function: nuclear export signal receptor activity. The transcript has 12 exons. Gene Ontology annotation, cellular component: nuclear pore; cytoplasm. The record is from RefSeq and is a predicted model, not a curated record. The coding region runs from base 1 to 3678 and encodes 1225 amino acids. Gene Ontology annotation, biological process: protein export from nucleus.